This is a messenger RNA of Wasmannia auropunctata (little fire ant), 7153 nucleotides long. RefSeq names its product laminin subunit beta-1 (gene LanB1). The record is from RefSeq and is a predicted model, not a curated record. Lineage: Eukaryota; Metazoa; Arthropoda; Insecta; Hymenoptera; Formicidae. The transcript has 15 exons. The coding region runs from base 429 to 5873 and encodes 1814 amino acids.
CGACAAGCCGAGCCGAGGGACUCACUCUUGUGAGAGACGGCGUCACGAGGCGCGUCCGCGAGGCCGCGUUUUUCAUUUUCCGUCGCACGCCGCGUUUUGCGAGGGUGCUCCCGCACCUGUCAAACGGAUCCGCCGCGUCGUUAUCGCACGUGGAUAACAGACUCGGGAUUCAGCGGCCACGAGGGGAAGAGGGGAUUCGGUAGAGGGGAAUUCCGAUCUCGGUGCUCAGGCGAAAUCUCGUCGUUCCGUACCGACUCCGGAGGAGAGCGGCGACCGCCGUCUCUCGAGGGAAAGAAGAAAUAUCUCGUCGGUUUGCACACCACGGGGAACGCUAUCUUAGCGUGUACGUUAACAAAAUCUCCAACCAUCGUCGAUGGCUUAGCACCGUUGCAAAAAAAUCCACAGAGGUAGAAAAAAGAAACGGAAAAAUGCAUGUCCAUUAUGGGCACGUGGCUCUUGCAGCUUUAAUUAUUGUACUUAUUACUUUAGCAGGACCUGCGAGUUCUCAAAAUGUACGGGACAAGGUACAAUCCAGAGGAUCGGUGCAGAGAGGCGAUAUGUCACCUAUGGACGCGGUGACAGAGCGUUAUGAUCGGCUAGGGCCGACAUUUCCCAAGUCAAGAGGAUCGUACGCGAAAAGACCGCAUCCCUGCGAGCAGAGCUCGUGUUAUCCCGCAACCGGGAAUCUGCUGAUCGGCCGUAAGAACAAAUUGAUCGCCUCGUCGACAUGCGGCCUCCAGGGCCCCGAAAGAUUCUGCAUCGUUUCUCAUCUCAAGGACAGAAAGAAGUGCUUCUUCUGCGAUGCGUCGAUACCUAAACAACAGCACAAUAUCGAGAAUAUCGUCAACGGAAAUAAAUUUUCGUGGUGGCAAGCCGAAAACGGAGUGGAGUAUGUCACGAUACGCUUCGAUCCUGAGGCAGAGUUUCAUUUCACGCACAUCAUCAUUCGCUUCCAAACCUUCCGACCAGCUGCCAUGCUGAUUGAACGAUCGUACGAUUUUGGACAGACCUGGAAGGUGUACCGGUACUUCGCUGACAAUUGCGAGCAUUCCUUCCCCGGAAUUUCGACCCAUCAACCAGAAAGAUUAACGGACGUCAUCUGUGAGGAGAGAUACUCGGCUGUGGCACCGUCCACUGGCGGUGACGUAAUUUUCAGGGUGUUGCCGCGAAAUUUGGAAAUCGAUAAUCCCUAUUCGAAAGAAGUGCAGAAUCUGUUAAAGAUCACCAAUCUCAGGAUCAACAUGACGAGACUCCACACUCUGGGCGACGAUCUGCUCGACGAUCGGCCCGAGAUUCGCGAGAAAUACUAUUACGCCAUCCAGGAUAUGGUGAUUCGCGGUUCGUGCUCCUGUUACGGGCACGCCUCCAGAUGCUUACCGUUGCCAGGCGUCAUCGAUGAAGAAAAUAUGGUCCACGGCAGAUGCGAGUGUACGCACAACACCAAGGGCCUCAACUGCGAGAAGUGCGAGGACUUCUAUAACGAUCUGCCGUGGAAGCCCGCGGUCGGCAAACAGACGAACGCUUGUAGACCUUGCAAUUGCAACAAUCAUACCAAUUCCUGCCACUUCGACGAAACGGUCUACGAGAGAUCGGGCAGAGUGUCCGGCGGAGUCUGCGACGAUUGCCAGCACAAUACGCGGGGGCAGAAUUGCGAACAGUGCAAGCCAUUCUAUUAUCACGACGUGACGAAGGAUAUGUCUGACCCAGAAGCUUGUCAACCCUGUGACUGCGACUUAAGCGGAUCCUUGGAUGACGGUAUAUGCGACUCGAGAACCGAUCUUCUAAGUGGCGACGAGUCUGGACGCUGUCAUUGCAAAGCGAACAUUGACGGGCGCCGUUGCGACCGCUGCAAAAACGGCUUUUGGAACUUUGAUCCCGAUAAUCCCGAGGGAUGUCAAGCCUGCACCUGUAACACCUUGGGUACCGUUAACAAUCAGGGUUGCAACGUGCUGACCGGUGAGUGCACGUGCAAACGGUAUGUCACAGCGCGCGACUGCAAUCAGUGCUUGCCGGAGUAUUGGGGACUCUCCGAGGAUCGCGAUGGAUGCAAACCAUGCGACUGCGAUCCCGGCGGAGCCUACGAGAAUUCCUGCGACGUCAUCACCGGUCAAUGCAGAUGCAGACCGCAUGUCAGCGGGAGAACUUGCAAUCAGCCGGAGCAGAGUUACUACACCGGUUCGCUAGACUUUCUCGUUUACGAAGGAGAAUUGUCUAGAGCCACCGAAAAUUCUCAAGUGGUGAUCAGAGAGCUUUAUCGCGACGGUAGGAACAGCACGUGGACUGGCACGGGUUUCAUGAAGGCCAUCGAGGGUUCGGUAUUGAAUUUCACCAUCGACGACAUUCGCAGAUCGAUGUGGUACGACGUGGUUGUACGGUAUGAACCGGUACAUCUCGGCACCUGGGACGACGUGCAGAUUAUUCUCGAGAGAGACAGUCCACCCGAUCCUAAUGGACCGUGUGCCGAUUGGAGACCCGAAUACGAUCGCCUCUGGCUUCAAUUACCUCUGCCCUCAAGAAGCGCCGUGGCGCAACCGUCUAUAUGUCUGGAGGCGGGAAAACGUUACAAUCUUCUGCUGCAAUUCCGCAAGUUCAACAGCCAUACAGGGAACACGCCAUUGGCUUCCAUCCUAGUCGACUCGAUUGUUCUGAAACCAAGGAUAGACGCGAUACCCUUCUUCAAGACGCCGGGUCUUGGUGAACUGCGCCGCCAAGAAUACGAAGGUUACCGCUGUAAUGAACUAUACAAUGAUGUCAACAGCGUGUGGAAUAACGUGCCCGACGUCUGCAGAAAGUAUCAGAAUAGCAUCGGCUAUUACGUUUUUGAUGGCGCUCAUUCUUGCGAAUGUAACCCAACGGGCUCGCGCAGUCUUCUGUGCAAGAACUACGGCGGAAUGUGCCCGUGUAAACCGAACGUGGUCGGCAGACGUUGCGACCGUUGCGCGCCGGGCACCUACGGAUUCGGUCCAGAGGGAUGUAUCCCCUGCGACUGCGAUGGGGUCGGUGCACUCGACAAUUUCUGCGACGUCGAGACCGGACGUUGCAAGUGUCGCCCCAAUACCUACGGCAGGACCUGCGGUCAGUGUGAGCCUGGCUUCUGGAACUUCCCCCAUUGCGAACGCUGCGAGUGCAACGGACACGCGGAGAACUGCGACUCGAAGACCGGAGUCUGCAUCAAUUGUCGAGAUUUCUCCACCGGGCCCAAAUGCGACCGUUGCCUCGAUGAUUUCUAUGGCGAACCCCGGAUUAGGAAUAAGGCUGAAGGCGAUAAGGCUGAAGUGUAUAUUCCUUGCAGGGCGUGUCCUUGUCCAGGCACACGUGAAUCCGGUCACUCCUACGCCGACGGUUGUUCAUUAGACUCAAUAACGAAGGACGUAGUGUGCGAGUGUUUCGAGGGAUACUCCGGACCCCGUUGCGAGCAUUGCGCCGAGAAUUAUUUUGGCAAUCCGGAGGUGCCAGGCGGCAACUGUCAAUUUUGCAACUGCAACAACAAUACGGACUUACGUCGCGCCGGUAACUGCGAUCCGUACACCGGCCAUUGUCUCCAAUGUCUGUUUAACACCGACGGUCCAACUUGCGAGGUGUGCAAAGCGGGAUUCUACGGGGACGCUCUGCGGCAGGAUUGUCAAGAUUGUAGAUGCAACGUCCUAGGCACCGACAAGCUCGCGGGACCGUGCGACCAUCGUACCGGACAAUGUCCGUGUCUGCCGCAUGUCAUAGGACAGCUUUGCGACUCCUGCGAGGUGAAUCAUUGGAGGAUAGCCAGCGGAGAAGGCUGCGACCCUUGCGAGUGCGACGUAGUUGGAAGUAUUUCAGACAGGUGCAAUCCCUACGACGGCACUUGCGAAUGCAGACCAGAGUUCGGAGGCAGGCGGUGCAACGAGUGCCAGACAAACUUCUGGGGCAACCCGAACGUACAGUGUUAUCCGUGCGAAUGUGACCUGAUCGGUUCCGCAAGCCAGCAAUGCAACAGGGAGACUGGGGUAUGCGUUUGCCACAAAGGUAUCGGCGGCGAGAAGUGCGACCAGUGCGACCGCGGUUACCACGGCGAGGCUCCGCAGUGUAGCCCGUGCGGCGAGUGCUUCGACAAUUGGGAUCUGAUACUGGACGGUCUCAGGAACAAGUCGAACGCGGUCAUUGAUGAGGCGUCGAGGAUACAGAAGGUCGGCACGACCGGCGUGUACAGCCAGGAAUUCGACGAUAUGGAGGAGUCCCUGAACGAAGUGCGAGACCUCAUCAGCAACACCACCAUCCAGAGUCAAGAUCUGGACGCGUUAGACGACUUGGCCGACGAGUUGGAGAAGAAUAUCUCCGAGUCGGCCAAGCAGUUGGAGGAAGCGAACAAUCACUUGGAGAAUCUCAAUCAGCGAGUUAGUCUCGGCGACGGCGCGUUGAAGAAUUUGAGGGAGAGGACGAACAGCCUGAAGAAGGCCGCCGAUGAUUUGCGGGGUAAUGCCACCAAGUUGCAGGAGGAGAAUGUUCUGGGCGCUCUGAACGUGACCCAGCAGAUGGCCGAGCAGUCCAGACAGGCCGAGAAAAUGGCAAACGAUACUACGAACAUCCUGACCGAUGCGGAACGAUUCCGCAAGCAUACCGAGAACCUCCUGACGAAGAAUCGCGACUCCGUGAACGAGGCCCAAGAGAGAAACAAGGAGUCACUGACGAAGCUGAAUGAGAAACUGAAGACGUUCGGUAUGGCGAUACCCGAACUGAAUCUGCGGAUGUGCGGCGACAAUGUAACGGAUUGUAGUACCGUCUGCGGUGGUGCAGGCUGCGGCUUCUGCGGAGCAUUAUCUUGCGACGUGGGCGCGGUCAGCAAAGCCAAUCAAGCUCUAGAUGUUGCCAAGCAGCAAGCUGCCAAGAUCAAGAGCCAUAAGGACGAGGCUGAGCAACUAUUACGCAAUAUGAGUCAAACCAAGCAAGACGCGACAGCGGCGAGAUCGAACGCUCAAGAUGCCUUCAACUACGCAUGGGAGGCGCGCAAUCGCUCCGACAAAAUUACCAAGGACCUCUCAGACAUAACCAAUCGAAUCUGGAACACUCUGAAUGAUGAGGACCAACCUACACCAGCUAUGGUGAGAGAUCUCGCAAACCAAGUGCUUGCGAAGAAUAUCCAACUGGAGCCGGAUGAAAUCACGCGAUUGGCCGAUCGUAUCAAGAGCAUCGUGGGCUCUCUCACCGACUCCGAAAAAAUUCUAUCCGACACCAAGGACGAUCUACGAUUGGCGCACGAUCUUGAGGAACGCGCCAAUAGCUCCAAAAAGCUGGCCAUCGAGAUGCAAACCUUGGCGAACAAAGUGGUCCAGCAGUUGAACGACGCGCAGAACGCGCAACACCUGGCGCGGGACGCGAUCGACAAGGCGGAAGCUGACGUUGCCAAAUCGCAGGAGGAUCUCGCGGACAUUUCCGACGUGACGAAGGCCGCCCAGAUCCAGGCUAACAGCACCACGCAAACGGUGGAGGCACUGGACGCCCGUUUGAAGCAGCUUCAGACGCAAUCUGCGAAGAACGGCUUCAUCCUGACGGAAAUCGGCACGGAGACAAAGAAGGUCGCCGACGAGGCGCAGUUAAUCGAUGGCAAGACGAAGAAACUGUCGGAGGAGUACAAGAGGGCGGACGAGUCACUGAAUCAGCGGGUCAACAAGAGCAAGGGCGACAUUCAGCGGGCGAAGAGACUCCUGCAGCGUGCCUCCGAGCUGACGGCGGAUACGUCAACCAAGUCUAAGGAUCUGGACGGCAUGGAGAGCGUUUAUAAAGACAACGAGCGACUGUUAACGGAUCUGAUGAGCGACGUGGACGCGCUGACGAUGGAGAUGGAAAAACAUCUGGCGGAGAUCGAGAAGAAGUCGCAGUUGUACAGACAGUGUACAACUUAAAAUUCAUCGCAAUCAGUUAGGGAGUCACUUUUAUCUUCCGAUCGAAUUUCGUCCGCAAAGUACGAUAACCAGUGGAUCUUCUUUUUCUUAUUACAUUUGGAACAGAUAUCUGUCCGCGCGGUAGAAUCUCUCUAUAGACAAGAUCCCUUUCCAGUGUACAUCUCACUACUACAUUUUACCGCGAGAUAUGUUAGAUCUUAAUAAAAGUCGGUGCUUUAUACUUGUGCAAUAGCCGUGAGUUUUACCUUGAUGAGGAUAUGCGUAUUUACAUAUUGCAUUUACAAAUAUACAUUUGGCAUUCGCAACUUAUUCUGGAUAAUAUUGCGAAAAGCGAUGAGAUUAUUAUUAGUGCCAUAAAUGGAGGGGCCAUUAGUAGUUGUAAAGAAAAUGAUUUUGUACGUCGGUUAUUAUAAAAACAUCGCUCCGAGCACGAUCUUCAAGAUUCUAUCUUCUCUAGCUUUUGGCUUCGCUAAAUUUUCUCUUAUUCAUUUUUGCAAUUUUUAAUAUUUUUCUAUUUUUCGUAGCGCAAUUUUCUACUUUUAUAUAAUAAGAAUAUUUUACACGUUCUAUCUGUUGACACAUACAUACGCCAUUUUAUUUACACAUAGUACUUAAAGAAACACCGUAGCGAAGUAUUAAGCUCGUGUUCCAUAGACGAUACACUUAAAAAUAAUUAAAAAGUAAUGUAAAUAAUUAAAAUAAAUGUAAUACAAGAUUAAGAUAUUAAAAUAGAUAUUCUGCUAUCGAAUACGAGAAACGUUCGAUAUAUCGCCGAGACACGCACAUUUUAUCUACAAACGGACGAAAGACUUAAAGUGGCCUUGUCGAUCAUUACGGUGCCUGUAAAUAAUUACAGUUUGCGCAUCUGUAAAUAUUUAAUGUUACAUACUUAUAAAUCCAAUCUACGAUUCAACGGUUCUAUAUCUUUUUUAUCUUUUUACACUUUUACAUCUUUUUUUUACAGUUACAAUCUUGAUUUUUUCGUGAUAAAAGAAUGGCGGAAUUCCACGCGAGAAAUAUAAUAGAGAGGCCGACGAAAUUCGUAUAAUUAUCCUGGCGAUGUAAAAGAGAAAGGAACAAGAUUCCGUUAUUUAUAUCAUCAUUGCACGCGAUCGAUCCUCAUACACGUUACAUCGGAUAUCGUCGAGAGUUUCGUUUAAAAGUGGGCGAACGACGCUAUGAUCAAGCCAAAAAGAAUUCAAUAUUUAACGUCAUAUUAUAUAUAAGCAAUAUUACGAUACUGUAAUGUAAGAGAGAAAUAAAUAAGUUGCUAAAAAGAA